Molecule: messenger RNA, 844 nt
Organism: Manihot esculenta (cassava)
Lineage: Eukaryota; Viridiplantae; Streptophyta; Magnoliopsida; Malpighiales; Euphorbiaceae
Product: cold-regulated 413 plasma membrane protein 4
Exons: 4
Coding region: 215-736 (173 amino acids)
Cellular component (GO): membrane
Source: RefSeq, a predicted model, not a curated record
GAUAUCCAACUCAAGAGCAAGAGCAGGAAAGGAAAGGGAAGGAAAACGCCGCCGUUCUGUAUUUAAAAAACCCGUAUGAUUGAGUUCCAGAGUAGAGAGUAGAGUGGAGAGUGCAAGAGAAAAGAGAAAAGAGUAAAGUUUGAGGUCGAAAUCAUAAAGAUGGGUUAAAAAUUUCCAUGAAGGAUUAAUCUUUUUUUAUGCAAAAAAAAACAAGAUGGAGAAGAUGAUCGAAGUGGGAAUCAGAGGCGUGGCAGCGGAGGUGGAGUUGAGAUCCAGAAGGGAUCGAACAGCUUUUCAAUGGGGAGGAACUAUCUGUGCUCUAUUUUUGUUGAUCCUUAAUCGAACAGGACGUAGAUCCGCCUUGCAGACUACUCUUCUAGUGCUGUAUCUCUUCGCAAGUUUCCCAACUGUUCUGUUCAAAAUUUUAAGAGGACAAUUUGGUUAUUGGAUUGCCUUUCUUGCUGUUGCUGCAAAUUUAUUCUUUCCCGAAACCUUUCAAGUUUCUCGCUUCGUACUAUUUGUCAUCGCACCAGACUGGCUGUCUAAUGGACUACGCGAUCCCCUUGCUGGUGGCAUCUUCUGCCUUUUGAUGGCUGUUUUGCUUCUCAUGGCAAGGCUUCGAGAAAUUGGAGGACUGUGGGGUUGUGAAUAUAAUUUUCAUUGCAUUUCCUACUGUCUAGUUAUAUCACUCUUGUUCUUCUUUACGGGGUUUUAUCUAUUUGUAGGAGGUUGGUAAAAAAGAUGAUUAAUUUCCAAGGGGUUGAAGACAUCUAUAACCAACUUGUGAAAAAAUUCAGCCUGAACCCACUUUAGUCUUCAUAUGAGAAUGAAAUUUCUUGAUCAA